This is a messenger RNA of Pseudophryne corroboree (corroboree frog), 1206 nucleotides long. Its product is annotated as nodal homolog 2-A-like. The transcript is spliced from 5 exons. The record is from RefSeq and is a predicted model, not a curated record. Lineage: Eukaryota; Metazoa; Chordata; Amphibia; Anura; Myobatrachidae. Bases 1 to 1137 code for a protein of 378 amino acids. Gene Ontology annotation, cellular component: extracellular region. Gene Ontology annotation, molecular function: cytokine activity; growth factor activity.
AUGUCCCCAACAAAUGUGCAGAUCAACGGAUCUAAGGCAGUGUUAAAAAGCAAAGGAAAGUACCCUACACAAGAAGUUGAGCUUAAAAGAGUAUUGGAGACUAACAAAAAUCAAGGUGCAAAGAGGAGUGAUGAAGAUGACAAUAAAAUGAAUGUUCAACCCAUCCACAUUCCAGAUAACAAACUUAAGAACAUCUUUCACCUUGGUGGAACUAUUAGUAAAUUUCUCUCAUUUUCAGAUUACAUUGUAAAGAAUAAUCACUGGUCAUUGACAUUUGACCUGUCUCCAAUCUUGAGGACAGAGGAACUACGUUUGGUUCAACUCAGAGUUCAUUUCCCAACAUUUAAGAAAUCCAGCAAUGUUACAUUGGCGAUAUACUGCACCAUGAAUGGUCAAGGUAAACUCCUCUUGGGGUCAAUCAUGACAAAUAUGCCAGUUAAACAACCGUCUUUUUGGAAAACCUUCAAUAUCACCAAAAUGAUGGAGCAGUAUCUUCAUCUUCAAUCGGAAAAUACAUUGGCCAACCGGGCAGAUAGAGAUACACGAUCAAUAGAUAUGCCUGAAAGAGAAGAUGCUUCAUCUCACUCAGAAUACACCAGAAAUAUGAAUCAUGUUCCUUUACAUAAGAUCGCUACAGACCAAGCCAUCAUUGUGUUUUUUACUAAGGACACGUCACUCUCCCGAACCAUGUCUCCCGGUCUCAUAAAAAAAUUGUCAGUAAGUUCUAAGAGAAUGGCUGAAUUUCAUAGAAAGAAAAAGACCAGACAUAAUAAACAACAAACCACUCCACUUAUCACCAAUUCUACACUAGCAGAAGAGCAAAAGCCUUUGUGUAGGAAAGUGGAUAUGUUGGUGGACUUCAAAGAGAUUGGAUGGGAUAAUUGGGUUGUUUACCCAAAAAAGUACAAUGCAUACCAAUGUGUGGGUACCUGCCAUACGCCACUGAAAGAAAAAUCAAAGACAACAAACUAUGAUUACAUAAAGAGCUUUGUGAAGUUACAGGAUUCGGAGCAAGUGGAAUGUUCUGCAUGUGCCCCUCUGAAGAUGCGGCCAUUGUCCAUGCUCUUUUAUGAAAAUAAAGACCUUAUUCUAAGACAUCAUGAGUACAUGAUAGUAGAAGACUGUGGUUUUAAUUGAAAAACAGUACAUUGAAUGGAGAAUUCUGAUUUCUGGUUUAUGUUCUCUGUUUUGAGGAAUAGUGAUGUA